This is a messenger RNA of Pestalotiopsis fici W106-1, 219 nucleotides long. RefSeq lists its product as uncharacterized. NCBI's taxonomy places the organism in Eukaryota, Fungi, Ascomycota, Sordariomycetes, Amphisphaeriales, Sporocadaceae. The record is from RefSeq and is a predicted model, not a curated record. The transcript has 2 exons. The coding region runs from base 1 to 219 and encodes 72 amino acids.
AUGGGUGCCGUCGUCUCUUGCAUUCAAAACCUCUUCCGAACCAUUGGCAACGUCCUCAUGGCCAUUGUCAACGGUAUCGCCAGCAUCCUGACCGCCAUCAUCCACGGCAUCGCCUCCUUCUUCAACAUCCUCAUCUCCUUCCUCACCUGCGGCUACUGCGGUCGCAAGCGCGGUGGUACCACGAGGACUAGGGGACAUCAUACGACGAGUCGUAUCUAA